Trichomonas vaginalis G3 is the source of this 1035-nucleotide messenger RNA. Its product is annotated as 3'-5' exonuclease family. The coding region runs from base 1 to 1035 and encodes 344 amino acids. Gene Ontology annotation, biological process: nucleobase-containing compound metabolic process. The record is from RefSeq and is a predicted model, not a curated record. Lineage: Eukaryota; Parabasalia; Trichomonadida; Trichomonadidae. The transcript has a single exon. Gene Ontology annotation, molecular function: 3'-5' exonuclease activity; nucleic acid binding.
AUGCUAACAUGUAUAAUCAUCAGAAAAUUUGUAUCAUUUCACAUUUCAUUAUUAAUGAUACCUCAAUCAGUACCAUGCAUGAUUACAGGUGUUAACCAUCUUCCUGUAACUCAAAAUCUAAAUCAGAAUGCUUUUAAUGCAUCUGCCAUGGAUAUUCUUACAAGAUUAAACAAUGGAGAAGAGGUAAGAGUUGCAAUUGAUUGCGAAGGUUUUCAAUUAGGUUAUCACUCACAUUCACUUGGAAUUCUACAAAUAGCUGAAUGCUUCAAGAGUGGAUUUCCUAGUUCAAACUCUUCACAUGUAUCAAUUGAGCUCCAGCAAGGAUUUUUAAUUAAAACUCCAUUCUCUCAGCAAACUACUACAUAUCUCUCAAACAUCUUAAGCCAUAAGAAUAUAAAGAUUAUUAUGUUUGGCUGUACGUGCGAUAUUCCAGCCAUUCUUGAAGAAGGUGUAAACUUAAAUAUCAAAGCAAUCAUUGAUGGACAAACUUACUCCAUUGAUAGACCAAAAAGUCUUAAGGACACAAUAGGCAUUGCUACAAAUUGCGUAGAAUACAAUAAUGCAUUAAGAUCAUUAGCAACAAAAGAUGAAAUCAAUUUUGACUUAUUCUACUAUCAAAACAAGGAUAAACCAGAUCCAUUUUCAAUUAUGCUCACGCAAAGAUUCUGGAAUUAUAGCGGAAAUGAUAUUGGAUUAACAGCAAUCGGCCUGAUGGGCGCUCUUAGAAUGACAAGUUUCGAAAACUUAAUAAGAUCUUCAAAUAUAAAAACCCAGAAAAUAUAUGAUCUAAUCCAGCGUCAUGGAUAUAUCGCUCCUGCUUGCGAAAACGGUUUCCAAUAUUCACCACCUUAUAUUAAUGGAAGGAUUCCAAACAUGGAAGUUGCCCUUAAACUUUAUGUAAGAUGUUGCUUAAUCGAAGAAAAUUUCAAUCUUUAUCAAUUAUUUGCACCAUGGGAUAAGAAGCUUUCUUUGAAUCAAAUUCGCCAAGGAAAAUCAAAAGCUCUAAAUUAUAUAAGAAAUCAGAGAUUUUACUAA